AUGGUCGUCGAGGUGUUCAUGGAGCAGAAUCGGCUCCAGGAGACGACCUCGAUCCUGCUCGAGGCGCUCAGGGGAAACAGGCCAGACCAGGCCCAGCUGCAGACCCAGCUGCUUGCUAUGAGCCUGCAGCAGGCGCCGAAGCUGGCUGGGACCAUCCUGCAGAUGAAGAUGUUCACCCACUACGGCGAGCACUUCAUCGGCAAUCUGUGCGAGAAGGCCAACGGGUUGGAGUGCAUUGGCGAGAUCAUGCGGCGCAACCGGCAGAACUUGCAGGUCGUUGUGCAGGUCGCCAUCAAGUACCACGAGCAGAUGGGCGCCCUCAAGAUCGUGGAGACGUUCGAGAGCUUCUGCUCCCACGAUGAUAUCUUCUACUUCCAGGGCGCCAUCCUCUUGGCGAUCACGGACCCCGCCGUGCACUUCAGGUGCAUUCAGGAGGACCUGCACCACGACGGGGAGCAGUACCUGAUUAAUUCCCACCGUGAAUGGCGGAGGAAAGGCGUGAGUGACGACCCGUGCCCCCUAGCAGCUUUUUUUCUUCGAUGCUGCCUGCCCUCGCUGCUCCCGUGGUGGCCCCUGGUCGUGGGCACUUACCCGACGACCUCGUCAACGCAGGCUUAG
Prorocentrum cordatum is the source of this 618-nucleotide messenger RNA. The record is from the annotation of a GenBank genome assembly. Lineage: Eukaryota; Dinophyceae; Prorocentrales; Prorocentraceae.